This is a messenger RNA of Sporothrix brasiliensis 5110, 1854 nucleotides long. RefSeq lists its product as uncharacterized. Gene Ontology annotation, molecular function: phosphatidylinositol binding. Gene Ontology annotation, cellular component: phagophore assembly site. The record is from RefSeq and is a predicted model, not a curated record. The coding region runs from base 1 to 1854 and encodes 617 amino acids. Lineage: Eukaryota; Fungi; Ascomycota; Sordariomycetes; Ophiostomatales; Ophiostomataceae. Gene Ontology annotation, biological process: cytoplasm to vacuole targeting by the Cvt pathway; autophagy. The transcript has a single exon.
AUGGCCGUCAUUGACCAGGACACUUUCUCCAACAUCUCCUGGAACAGCGAUCAGCGCACCGACGACGAAGGCGUCAUCGCCAACGACAACAACGACAACAGCACUACAUACGACGCCGCAGCAAGCAAGACCAAGAACAGCAGCAACGUAAACAGAUCGAGGAUGGCCGACGACGACUUUGAGCAGCCGCUGUUGCCGGGCGGCGACGAACGACAGAAGGAGACACAGAAGCAGAAACAGAAGCAGAAACAGCCAGCCAGCAGCAGCAGCCGUGGCGGCGGAAGCCGAGACGCUGGUGAGAUCAACUACGACGAGCACGAUGCUGCGGCGCUUGGGCCCGAGAUCCUGCAGUGCCGCGUCUCCUCGCCGCUGACCGAGAACGAGGGCGGCAGCAACCCCUUCACCUCCUAUCUCGUGACGACAACGUCCACCUUUCCCACGUUCCAGAAGCCGACAGUGUCCGUCCGCCGCCGCUUCACCGACUUCCUGUACCUCUACAACUCCCUCUGCAGGGACUAUCCCGCCACCGCCGUGCCGCCCAUCCCGGACAAGCAGCGCAUGGUCCGCGUCACGGGCGACCGCUUUGGCCCCGACUUCACCAACCGCCGCGCCUACUCCCUGCAGCGCUUCCUCUUCCGUCUGUCGUUGCAUCCGGACCUGCGCCGCGCUCCGCUGCUGCACAUCUUCCUCGAGUCGGGCGAGUGGAAUGCCACCAUGCGCAGCCACUCGGUGCGUGUGUCGUCCGCGGACGGCAGCGGCUACGGUGCCGGUGGUGGCUACGGUGGGCCUGGCGGCGGCAGCUCGGGCGGCGGCGGCGCGGGUGGCGGCGGCAGCGAACAGGGUGUGACCAGCAGCAUGUUUGACGCCUUUGCCGACAGCUUCAUCAACGUCUUCACCAAGGUCCACCGCCUCGACCGCCGCUUCGUCGAGGUCCGCGAGAAGACCGACCGCCUCGACGACGACCUCGCCCACGUCGAAAAGGUCGUGUCCCGCGUCGUGCGCCGCGAGGCCGACCUCGAGGCCGACCUCAAGGACCUGGCCGAGCAGUUCCAGAAACUCAUCACGCUCGAGCCGGGCGUCGAAGACGCCGUGCGCGCCUUUGCCGCAUCCGUCGAGGACACCGCCGCAGGCCUGCGCGGCCUGCGCGACAUCACCGACCAGGACUACCUCAGCAGCCUGCGCGACAUGGUCGCCUACAGCGGCUCGCUCAAGAACCUGCUCAAGGCCCGCGAGCAGAAGCAGCUCGACUUUGAGCAGCUCACCGAAUACCUCAACAAAAACACGGCCGACCGCGACCAUCUGGCCCAGACGUCCGGCGGCUACUACCACAGCGGCCUGUCUGCCGGCGGGGGGUCCAGCACGCGGAGGGACAGCAGCAGCGGCGGUGGGAGUGGUGGUCUGGGCGAGAGCAGCGUGGGCGGCGGCGGCGGCGGCGCGGCGGGCGGUGCCGGCUCGUCCCACGCUGGCGGGUCUGCGUCCGCCGGCGGUGGUGUCGCCUCGUACGUCACGAGCAGCGGCGGUGGCGCGCUGGCGGGUGCCAGCGGCUUUUUGCGCAGCAAACUGGAAGACGUCCGCGGCGUCGACCACGAGCAGAGCCGGCGUGAGCGGCAGCGCAAGCUGGAGCUGCGGGUGGAGGAGCUGACGACCGAGGUAGAGCGGGCCAAGAAGACGAGCGAGUUGUUUGAUGAGGAAGUCGUCAAGGAGGUAGCCUACUUUGAGCGCAUCAAGCGCACCGAGUUCAAGAAGCAACUGGGCGGCCUGGCCGAUGCGCACAUUGCGUACUACGAUGCCGUAGCCGGCGUGUGGGAGGCCUAUGUACGGGAGAUGGAAAAGGACGGCGUGCUGGCGGUCUAG